Molecule: messenger RNA, 924 nt
Organism: Salvelinus fontinalis (brook trout)
Lineage: Eukaryota; Metazoa; Chordata; Actinopteri; Salmoniformes; Salmonidae
Product: A-kinase-interacting protein 1-like
Exons: 5
Coding region: 151-630 (159 amino acids)
Biological process (GO): regulation of non-canonical NF-kappaB signal transduction
Cellular component (GO): nucleoplasm
Source: RefSeq, a predicted model, not a curated record
AUUUGGUGAGAGACGGAGCGGGAUCUAGUCAAUCCAGAUUAUAAAGGCGGCGCCCUACACCGGAAAUGUGACGACAAUCUUUAAAGCAAGUUUAGUGGGCGCAAAAGUAAUUUAAACGGGCGUAAAUUUUCUGCGAGGCACGCCUGGCAGAUGGAGUUAUCCCUGCUCCGCUCCGCCAGACUCGGCCUAGAAGUACUGGAGAGAGCCUCGAGACGGAGUGUAGACUGGUCUAGUUCGAAUCCGUAUCCCAGUACAACACCAAAGGAUGACAACGCCGUGAGUGAGGAGGUUCAGGGAGACUCAGCCCACACAAGCCUGGAUGAUGCUUUUGAGACCAUAGCUGAAUUCAUGGCACAGACAACAUAUCAAUGCAAGAACUUUUACAUGUCGGAGACAGAGCCUAUGGAAAAUGAGAGAACCCAUGUGUGUAGAUACCAUUCUCAAUCUCACCAACACCCAGGGACCUCACUGCAGACCAGGAAACAUGCACAGUCAUCACCUGAGGAUUUCCACAUUGAGGUGUCUCCAGGUACCUAUAAAAUUACUGCAGGAGCGCAGGACUCACAGCAACAGACCCGGGUAGUACGCAUUAAUGCAGGAGAGAGCAUGAACCUCACAUUUCACCUCUAACCUCUCACCCCUGACCAAUCCCCAUGAUUUUUCUGUUAACAAUAACAAAACUGCCCAACCUGAAUGUUUACGUACAUAUUUUCACGUCCUACUAUCGUUUUCUGUUGAAAUGUCGCGUUAGAGUGAUAAUGUUAUUAAUUUGCUGCUAAAUGAGAAGCCAUAUUUUGAUGAUUGAAUCAUGAUUUUAUUUUUAUAUUCAAUUUUGUAUGUAAAAUGUCUAUCCAAACGCAUCAUGUAAAGAAUUUUUUUUGUUUUUGUCAUCAGUAUAAUAAAGUAUAUAUUUUAUAUCAAUGA